CAUGCAUAAAUAAAUCUUUUAAAAAAGAAAGGAAAGAAGAAACUGGGACAUGGAGGGACUCCAAAAACAAAAUGAGGUCAGGCAGUCUGGUGCCCAGAGUCCUCCAGCAGACAGGGAGCAGAGGUACAGAGGUGCCAAAGCCUUUGCCUGGAGCCCAUCACGCAGCCAUGCUCACAGAGCACAGGGCAUAAAAAGCGCUGCAAGGGCGUGGAGUAAGGAGGACCCACGUUAAUAAUUACCCGCGGCCACCGGAUCUCUGCCCCGCCCCCGCGGUGGCCUGCUGCCUGCCGGCCGCUCUCCCUCGCUGACGCCACCUGCUUCCCGCACUGGACAUGGCUGGCAAGGCACACAGGCUGAGUGCUGAGGAACGGGACCAGCUGCUGCCAAACCUGCGGGCUGUGGGGUGGAAUGAACUGGAAGGCCGAGAUGCCAUCUUCAAACAGUUCCAUUUUAAAGACUUCAACAGGGCUUUUGGCUUCAUGACAAGAGUCGCCCUGCAGGCUGAAAAGCUGGACCACCAUCCCGAGUGGUUUAACGUAUACAACAAGGUCCAUAUCACCUUGAGCACCCACGAAUGUGCCGGUCUUUCUGAACGGGAUAUAAACCUGGCCAGCUUCAUCGAACAAGUUGCUGUGUCUAUGACAUAGAUCUACCCUGCCUCCUAUUUCCUUAGGGGAAGGAGUGACUAGAGGAGGAACCCAGGGAGGGAACCAAGGAGGCUGGCCCUUGCUCCCUGACUCUUGCGGUGACCACCAUCUCCGUCAGGGAGGGGUAUGAGUCCCUCCCUGUGCAGAACGAUGCCAAUGUUCCUGGUGCCAGCCUCCUCACUGGGGCUCUGCCAUGUUAUAAUUUGAAUAAGCUCUCCCUUUUUCUGUAGAGCUCCUAGCCUCAGUUGUGUCCCAGGCUGCCUCUUGCUCCUUGUCUACCGGUUCUAGUUAAUUUUCCAAGUAGCUGUGAUAAAGCAUGACAGAAAGUCCAAUUCAGACCCUACUACUAAAACAAACCCCAAUAUAUUAUGGAAACAGUGCUUUUAUGCCUCCAAUAAAACCAUGCUAUCGAUGGGCUCAG
Rattus rattus (black rat) is the source of this 1068-nucleotide messenger RNA. It is a transcript of the gene Pcbd1, whose product is annotated as pterin-4 alpha-carbinolamine dehydratase 1. Gene Ontology annotation, molecular function: 4-alpha-hydroxytetrahydrobiopterin dehydratase activity. The transcript is spliced from 5 exons. Gene Ontology annotation, biological process: tetrahydrobiopterin biosynthetic process. The record is from RefSeq and is a predicted model, not a curated record. Lineage: Eukaryota; Metazoa; Chordata; Mammalia; Rodentia; Muridae. The coding region runs from base 333 to 647 and encodes 104 amino acids.